Molecule: messenger RNA, 459 nt
Organism: Mollisia scopiformis
Lineage: Eukaryota; Fungi; Ascomycota; Leotiomycetes; Helotiales; Mollisiaceae
Exons: 1
Coding region: 1-459 (152 amino acids)
Source: RefSeq, a predicted model, not a curated record
AUGGAUUCCGAUUCUGAUACAAGCACUCUCAUUCCGAACUUCUUCCAUAAAGCUUUGCCUCUAUCUCCUCGCACGCGCUCGCCUGUUCUUAUCGAGAAUUCCGAUUUGCGAAAGCGCAACAAACUUCUUGAAGAAGUUAUCGAAGUUCUGUACAAACAAAACCUUCAAUACGCAACUAUCCUCAAUUCUUACAAAUCUUUCGAGAAGGAAGCGAAAAAAUCAGCUGCACAUGUCGCCAAAGCAUCGGGAGAUAAUGUGGAUUAUUAUUAUGUGGUUGCCUAUCGUCAAUAUUACUCGAAGAUGAGGACAUUGGAGAGGGAAGCAAAGAGUGAUUGGGAGGAUUAUUGUGAAGAUAAACCGCAUGGGCUUGGAGCAGUCGUCGACCAGUUUCUCGACGAGAUUAAGGAACGUCUGGUAGAUGAAGGCACUGAGGAAAUCAUCAUCGGCUUUUCAGAAUGA